AUGUUCCUGAUGCCAACCUCUUCAGAGUUAAACAGCGGGCAGAACUUCUUAACCCAGUGGAUGACCAAUCCUUCUCAGGCUGGGGUCAUACUAAAUCGUGGAUUUCCUAUUUUGGAAGCAGAGGAAGAGAAGGGAGCAGCUGUGAACGUUUCUCCCAGCUUUCCAAUUCAAGCCACACAUUUUUCAAACAGCCUCAGCUUCAUAAGUGAAGAAGAUUCAGUUCGUGAAAAACAGAAGUUGGAGUCUGACAGCCCUUACAAACUGCAAUCAGAUGAAUCUGAAACCCGUAUGAUCUUUCCUUUAGUUAAAAAGGGACCACAAAUAGUGACAUGUCAGGAUGCUCCUGGACACCAGGAAGAUAACAAAGAUGACUUUAUCACAGAUCUUGAGAGUAAAUUCAAAGAAAUGGCUUAUAAAGACCCACUUUUAAAAAAACUUGAACAGCUGAAAGAAGUACAACAGAAGAAGCAGGAACAACUGAAGAGGCAACAGUUCGAGCAACUACAAAGACUCUUGGAAGAACAAGAGAAGCUGCUUACUCUGGUGUCUGGGCAACGUACACUUCCAGGUUUUACCUUACUGCCUGAUGAUCAGAGCCAGAGGUACAGAUCUCCAGGAAACUCAAAUGCCACUGGAGAGAAAGCCACGCCCUUCUUACCAUCAUAUAUGUACCCAAAUCAAGCCCAAGAAAAAACUCAUGCUUCCAACAUUCUGUCUGAUGAACAAAACAGUUUCUGUAGAACUACUCAUCAAGAUUUUGUCUUAUCUUCAAAAAGUACUUCUUUCAAUUUGUUUGAUGAGGCGCAAUAUCAGGAUGUGUUUGUGAAAAAAAAUGAUUCUAAGGAAGAAAACCAUAACCAUUCCACAGGAGAAGAUACUUUAUCAUGUUGGGAGAAAAUGACAGAACAGAUUCAGGAAGGGAAUGAUAUGAACUUAAAAAAAAUUGAUGGUUCCUCAGAAAUGGUUAAUGUUGAAGAAAGGCCUAUUAAAGCUGCUUUUAGAGAAAGGAAACAGACAUUUGAAGACUUCUUAGAAGAACAAAUUCGGUUGGAAGAACAAGAACUGAAACAAAAACAGCUAAGGGAAGCAGAAGGACCAUUGCUAGUCAAAGCAAAACCAAAACAACCAUUCUUAAAACGAGGAGAAGGUUUAGCUAGAUUUACUAAUGCUAAAUCUAAGUUUCAAAAAGGGAAAGAAAGUAAACUAGUGACUAACCAGAGCACUUCAGAGGUCCAACCUGUGUUUAAAAUAGAAAAACAACCAUUCCAGCGGAAGACUGCUCUUAUAAAUAAAGAUCUGUAUGCAGAGAACCCUACUGUUAGAAAGGACAAUAAAGUUAGAAUCAAGAGUGGUUCUGUCACACUCAGUCAGAAGCCAAAGGUACUUAAGAGUAAUAAUGGCAAAAGUGGAAUCUCUCCAUCAGGAUUGAAAAUGCACACGGGGAAGAAAUGUGAUGGGCAAUUUAGAGACCAGAUCAGAUUAGAAAAAAAAGUUGAAUCUAAUAAUAAAGAAAAUCUGCCUGAUUGUAUAAAACCUUGUCAUACUGGUUGCAAAGUGUGGAAUAGGACACAAGGUAAAGACAGAGUUCCUUUUUCGACAGGGCCGGUCAGCUGUGUGGCUUCUGAGAGCCCAAUAAGUGAGGCUGUGAAAGAGUCUGAGUCUUCUCUUGAUGUUUCUCUUCAGAAGAAGUUAGAGAAUUGGGAACGACAAAAGGAAAAGGAAAAUUUGGAAUUAGAUGAGUUUUUGUUUUUAGAACAAGCUGCUGAUGAAAUGUCAUUUUCUAGUAAUUCCUCAUUUGUACUGAAAAUCUUAGAAAGAGAUCAUCAGAUCUGCAAAGGUUACCAGAUAUCUUCUACCCCUGUCAAAGCUGUGCAGCAGGAGAAGAGAAAUCCAGUGGAUCCAGUUAGUCAGUGUAACCACAGUGAGGAUCCAGGCCAUACUGUACGUGAAAAGAAGAGUGAGUGUGAGGUCACACCCAAGGAACUUGGUUCAGUGUCCUCACCUGAUGGGUUGAGGGAACAGUCUUGUAAAAUCAGGAGGAGAGCCUUCCAAAUAGGCAUCUCUGAAAAUCAAACUCCAUGGAAUGCAAGUGAUGAUGAAGGUGUUAAAAACAGUGAUAGUAGCACUGGUUCUGAGGAACAACUUGAUGUUCCUAUAAAGCCAUUGGCUGAGGAUAGAGAAAGGUGUUUCAGCAGCAGAGAGGAUAGCCCACAAGUCUGUGACGGCAGGGGGCCUUUUGGGGAUACCAGGACUAAAGAAGAUAAAAGGAGAGAUGUUGAUCUGGAUUUGUCUGAUAAAGAUUAUAGUAGUGAUGAGCCUAUUUUAAUAGAAAUCAUAAAAAAUAAAGUAUCUGACUCCUCAAGAAGACCCUCACCUCUAAGUAUGAGUAAAAUUGACUUCGAUGAUGAAAGAACGUGGACCGACCUUGAAGAGAAUUCAUGUCAACAUGAUGUUAUUCUUGGGGAUGAAGACAUUUAUGGGCUGCCCCAGACACGGUUCUCUAAUAAGAGUGAAAUAUGUGUCCUGGACAAAACCAUAAAAAGGAAGGUUGCACCAGUCAAGAAGGGAGAAGACUUGAGUGAGCCCAGGAGGAACAGAAGUCCUCCUCCUGCAUCGGAACUGAUGAUGAAACUCUUCCCUUCUUUGAAACCAAAACCAAAAUCAGAUUCACACUUGGGAAAUGAACCCAAGUUAAACAUAAGUCAAGACCAAUCACCUGGUGACAGUGCUCUAUCCCAGGGUUUGAGAGAGAAAGUUGUUGAAUUGGAAACAGAAAUAGAAAAAUUUAAAGCUGAGAACACAUCUUUAAAUAAACUUCGCAUUGAACAAGAAAGUGCCUUGGAAAAACUCAGGAAAGAAAUUGCAGACUUUGAACAACAGAAAGCCAAAGAAUUGGCUCGAAUAGAAGAGAUUAAAAAGGAAGAAAUGAGGAAGCUACAAAAGGAACGUAAAGUUUUUGAAAAGUAUACUACAGCUGCAAGAACUUUUCCAGAUAAAAAGGAACGUGAAGAAAUACAGGCUUUGAAACAGCAAAUAGCAGAUUUACAGGAAGAUUGGAAAAGAAAGGAAGCAAAAUGGUCAAGUACACACGGCCGUCUCAGAAGCCAAAUAGAAAUGUUGGUCAGAGAGAACACAGACCUUCGGGAAGGGAUAAAAGUGAUGGAGAGAUUCCGACUAGAUGCCUGGAAGAAAGCAGAAGCCAUUGAGAGCAGCCCCAGGAUGGAUCAGUGUGUGACUGCCAUGAAAAAAGAGGAGUCUGUGAACCCAUCUGUUCGAUUUCAAAAGAGUCAGAUUUCUUCAGGAACCCAGCUAGAAAAGUACAAGAAAAAUUAUUUGCCAAUGCCAGGCAAUCCAUCUCGAAGAUUCAAGUCUGUACCACCUCGUGAUUUAGGCAAUUUGGAUAAGGGACAAGCUGCCUUGCCCGGGGAGCCACUUGAGUCAGUGAACUUUCCUGAUCCUGAAUAUGAAGAGAAGGAAGAAAACGAAGAAAUUCAGGGAGUAAUCUAUCAUCCUGAUGGAAAGGUGGAAAAGGUUUGUAACAACGGGUGCCGUUUUAUUCUGUUUCCCAAUGGAACGCGGAAGGAAGUGGGUGCGGACGGGAAGACCAUCACCCUCACCUUCUUGAACGGUGACGUGAAGCAGGUCAUGCCAGACGAGAGAGUGAUCUACUACUAUGCAGCGGCCGGGACCACCCACACCACCUACCCGCAAGGCCUGGAAGUCUUACAUUUCUCCAGCGGACAAAUAGAAAAACAUUUCCCAGAUGGAAGAAAAGAAAUCACGUUUCCUGACCAGACUAUUAAAAAUUUAUUUGCUGAUGGACAAGAAGAAAGCAUUUUUCCAGAUGGUACAAUUGUCAGAGUACAACGUGAUGGCAACAAAAUCAUAGAGUUUAAUAAUGGCCAAAGAGAACUCCAUACUGCCCAGUUCAAGAGACGGGAAUAUCCAGAUGGCACAGUUAAAACUGUGUAUACAAAUGGUCAUCAAGAAACCAAAUACACAUCUGGUCGAAUAAGAGUUAAGGACAAGGAUGGUAAUGUUCUCAUGGACACAGAAUUGUAAUGCUCCUUGUGUGCCUUAAUCAUGAAGUAACACUGAUUUUCUUGUUUAAACAAUAUACAUUUAACUUAUAUAGACUGUGUG
Molecule: messenger RNA, 4143 nt
Organism: Cynocephalus volans (Philippine flying lemur)
Lineage: Eukaryota; Metazoa; Chordata; Mammalia; Dermoptera; Cynocephalidae
Gene: CPAP
Product: centromere protein J
Exons: 16
Coding region: 1-4062 (1353 amino acids)
Biological process (GO): cilium assembly; centriole elongation
Cellular component (GO): centriole; centrosome
Molecular function (GO): tubulin binding
Source: RefSeq, a predicted model, not a curated record